Teleopsis dalmanni is the source of this 1606-nucleotide messenger RNA. Its product is annotated as nucleosome assembly protein 1-like 1-B. Gene Ontology annotation, biological process: nucleosome assembly. The record is from RefSeq and is a predicted model, not a curated record. The transcript has 7 exons. Gene Ontology annotation, molecular function: histone binding; chromatin binding. Gene Ontology annotation, cellular component: chromatin; nucleus. Bases 178 to 1281 code for a protein of 367 amino acids. Lineage: Eukaryota; Metazoa; Arthropoda; Insecta; Diptera; Diopsidae.
UUGACGCUUGUGUGAGUCAAUCAAACAGAUAAAAGUGGUUAUCGUUUUUGUUCCAAUUUAUAUAUCGUUCCUUUAGUUCCUUAAAAACGCUAAAAACGUGUGCUAGUACUUUGUGGAGUGCAUGUUCUGGUAUUCGGUUUUGGUGUUAUUCGGAAAAAGGAGCUAAGUUUUAUUAAAAUGGAUGCAUCGAAGGAAGAUACUGAGCCAGAGUCAUGUAACGAGUCUGAAGAUGGCAAAAAAACCUCAGAAAAUCAUAUGGUUCCAGCAUAUAUGGGUGCUUUAAUGCGUCGCCAAUUUUUGCAAGAAAUGGUGAAAAAUCUUCCAUCCUCGAUACAAAAUCGCAUUACUUCUUUGAAAAAUAUUCAACUUGAUCAUCUUAAAGUCGAAGCUGAGUUUUUUGAAGAGGUUUACAAGUUAGAAAUGUUGUAUCAAAAAAAGUAUUUACCAUUUUUUGAAAAACGCAAAGAAAUCGUUACUGGAAAAUUUGAUCCUCCAAAAGAAGAACCUAAGUGGAACACAGAGAAUAGUGAUAUUGAUCAAUCAGUUGGCUCAGAUUUCUCUCAAAUCUUAAAGGAAUUUAAAGAUAUUCCUGAGGACACUAAGGGUAUUCCAAACUUUUGGUUAACUAUAUUCAGAAAUACUGAGUUGUUAUCAGAAAUGGUGCAGGAACAUGAUGAGCCGGUUUUGAGAAAACUAACUGAUAUAACUAUUAAAUAUGAAGAACAGCCCGGGUAUACAUUGGAAUUCCACUUCGAUAAAAAUGAGUAUUUCUCUGAUCCAGUUUUAACUAAACAAUACUUUUUAAAAUCCACUGUGGAUGAAGAAUACCCUUUCAGCUUCGAAGGUACAGAAAUAUUUAAGUGUAAGGGUUGUAACAUCAAUUGGGAAAAAAAGAUGAAUUUAACUGUUAAAACAAUAAGAAAGAAGCAGAGACAUAAGGAACGUGGUGCUUUCCGUACUAUUGUUAAACAAGUUCCAAAUGAUUCCUUCUUCAAUUUCUUUAACCCUCCAGAAGUACCAGAUGAUAAAGAAGAGGUGGAUGAAGAUACUCAAAGUUUAUUGGCUACUGAUUUCGAAGUUGGUCACGUUCUACGCGCUCGCAUUAUACCAAAAGCUGUUUUAUAUUACACCGGUGAUAUAAUCGACGACGAGGAUGAUGAUGAUGACGAGUUUAACGGAGAAGAGGAUGACGAAGACGAGGAUGAUGAAUCUGGAGAUGACGAUGGUAAAAAUACUGGUAGCAAACAAAAACAAUCAGUAAAAGAAUGUCAGAAUCAAUAAUUUUAAAACAAUUCUCUUUUUUAAUGAAGGUUAAACUUUAAAAUUCCAAGAAAUGCUCUGUUUAACUUAUAAUUUCAUUGGAUCCAAGAAAAACUAGAAAAAUUCAAGAUCCAUUAACAUUUUAUUUACUCAAAUAUAAAUUUAAGAUGGCUUUAUGUUACAAUUUAUUCAAAGCAUAACAUUGUAAUUUUCAUUUAAAUUUUUUCCAAUAAAAUUUUUACUAUAGAAGAAAAAAAUAUAUUUAAUUUUUUUUAUGAAUUUUAUUUUAAAUAAAAGAAAAAUAAAUUCCUGUAUUCAAAUUAUAUUAUUUAAAAGAAGUCAGUGA